Brenthis ino (lesser marbled fritillary) is the source of this 1698-nucleotide messenger RNA. The record is from the annotation of a GenBank genome assembly. NCBI's taxonomy places the organism in Eukaryota, Metazoa, Arthropoda, Insecta, Lepidoptera, Nymphalidae.
AUGGUGUGUAGAGUAGCGCCUAAGGACACAACCCAAAGGGGAGAAACUCAAGAUGCUGCACAGGUCGCAGAUUACGAAACGGCUCUGGACGCGGCGGGUUAUGGACGGUUUAGCCGCAGUGUUCUCUUUGCUUGCGCGUGCGCAUUUUUCACAACGGGCGUGCAAAACUGCGUGAUGUCAUACGUGUUGCCUGCCGCUAAGUGCGAGCUCAAACUGACUACGUAUCAAGCUGGGUUAAUUAAUAUGGCUUUCAUGAGUGGUGGGGUUGCGAGUGCUUUCUUCUGGGGCAUAGUAGGUGAUGUAUUCGGAAGAAAGAACAUCCUCAGUAUGACACUACUUGUGGAUUCGACGAUACUUCUCGCUCAAAGUACUGUAUCAGACUACAGGUUGCUGCUAGCAGCCAGGACUAUCAAUGGAUUUUUGAUUGGUGCUCCAUCAACAUUAGUCUUCACUUACUUAUCAGACUUAGUAGGUUACAAAAGAAGACAGCUAUAUUUGGAUAUUACUGGAAUGAGUUUUGUCGCAGCUUGGCUCAUAUUACCUGCGAUCGCAUGGAUAGUGAUACCAUUGCAGUUGGAUGGCUACACCACCCUCUUACCUAUUUACUCAUGGCGACUGUAUCUGGCAUUAGGUAGUAUACCGGGCUUUUUAUCGGGUAUAUGGGUUCUAUUCCUGCCUGAAAGCCCUAGAUUAUUAUCAGAUACCAAUAGAGGAGAUAAGGCAUUAAAAAUUAUGGCUUAUAUCAACAAAUGUAAUAAAGGCAGUAGAGCAGAAUUCAAGAUAAAAAAAUUAAUUCAAGACAAUAUUUUCAUCACAAAAACUCUUUGUGGAGAACAAAAUAGAACAAAAGUACUAUUUAUUGGAGUGUUAAAAGACCUUAAGAUGUUUGUUUCAAAAAUGUAUGCUGUGAAGUCAAGUUUAAUAUUGUUUGUUUUCUUUGCUAAUAUGGCUGCUGGUUUUGGUCUAAAUUUGUGGAUCCCAGAACUCCUUCUUCGAAUGAAAGGCAAGGAUUGUUCAGCUAAUGUCACUUUACCUAAAACCGCCAUGCUAUUUAACGCCAGUAAUAUUGCAUGGAAAGAUAUACCAAAAAUCUAUGACGAGUAUUCCCGAGAGCUAGACAAAUUCAACGCUUCUAAUGUUCACGAAGAAAAAUGCGAUGAAAAUAUUGAUGAUUCGAUAUUCACAUCAGGUUUAAUAGUAGGCGCGUGUUGUGUUCUUGGUAACAUUGCUUGCGCGUUAGUUUCAUCUCGAGGUGGUUAUGGCGUCAGGCGAGCGGCAGCUCUGUGCGCGCUGGCCUGCGCACUGGCGUGUGCUUGUUUGGCGGCUUGUGUGUGUGCUUGCACGGGAACUUCCCAUCUGGCCGUAGCCGCGGCGGCUGCGUUAAACGCUGCAUCAUUGAAUGGAAAUAUUUUACUAAUAAGAGUCUUGUUGCAUGCGUUGCCGGCUAAAUUGGGUGGUCUGGGCGUGUGUUGGGGCGCUUGGUGGGGACGAGCGGGUGGCGUCGCUUCGAACUUAGCAGUUGGCGUACUCUUAGACUACUCCUGUCCUGCACCAUUUGUAUCUGUUGCCACCCUUUUAGCGUUGUCCAUUGGCGGCAUUAUGAUGAUUAAGGUAGAAGACGUAAAAGUAGAUGACGCAAAGACUGAAGACAAUGCUGAGAAGAAUAUAAGCUUAGAUAGAUACAUAUCGACUCACAUG